This is a messenger RNA of Saccharomycopsis crataegensis, 3273 nucleotides long. RefSeq names its product DNA-directed DNA polymerase delta POL3 (gene POL3). The transcript has a single exon. Gene Ontology annotation, biological process: DNA-templated DNA replication; base-excision repair, gap-filling; DNA replication proofreading. Bases 1 to 3273 code for a protein of 1090 amino acids. NCBI's taxonomy places the organism in Eukaryota, Fungi, Ascomycota, Saccharomycetes, Ascoideales, Saccharomycopsidaceae. Gene Ontology annotation, cellular component: delta DNA polymerase complex. Gene Ontology annotation, molecular function: DNA binding; 3'-5'-DNA exonuclease activity; nucleotide binding. The record is from RefSeq and is a predicted model, not a curated record.
AUGACAUCUGUUUCUGCUGGUCAAAAACAUAGCAUUGCUUCCAGUAAUGGGGAUUCUUCUUCGAAAAGGGUGAAAUUGGAGAAGAAGAACCCAGUUUCUGGUGCCCAUUCAAUGCCUAUUGCCUCUUUGCAAUCAGAUGAUUUGCAAGUACACACAAAAAAAGAACCGAUAAACCAUACCAUUCUUGCAAAGCGCGAAACCUCAACGUUUGAACAGGAAUUGCUCUCUAUGACUGAGGAUGUGGAAUUGGAUUCUGGUAACGACAAUCCCGAAAAAUCGUGGGAAAGACCUCUAGUGGAUAUCAAUCCCCAAAAAAACGAUAUUUCAUUCCAGCAAUUGGAUGGUGAUGAAACUACUAUUGGCCCAAGCUCAGCAAUCAGAUUUUAUGGGGUCACUGCCGAAGGUCACUCUGUUCUUUGUAACAUCAUUGGGUUCAUGCAUUACUUUUAUGUUCCUGCCCCAUCAGGUUUCAGACAAGAACAUAUUGAAGGUUUUAAGAGAUACUUGGGAGAAAAUUACAAGUCAAUUUAUGAUGUUCAAAUAACCGACAAAGAGUCGAUUUGGGGGUAUAAUGAUAAUCAAAAGUUGCCAUUUUUAAAAAUUAUUGUUUCAAAUGCUGGAGACAUAUCCAAAGUGAGAACAGGAUUUGAGAAAGGAUACAUUCGUUUUGGAGAGUUUUUCCGCGGAGGUGGAGAUAGUUUAAUGACUUAUGACAAUAUCAACUACUUGCUUAGAAUGAUGAUUGAUUGCAAAAUUACUGGUAUGAGUUGGUUGACCAUCCCAAAGAAGUGCUACUCCAUGGUUCGCGAUAAAGUUUCUACUUGUCAAAUCGAAAUCACCGUUCACUACACAAAAAUUAUUUCUCAUCCUUCGGAAGGCGAAUGGCUUAAAACCGCUCCGUUACGUAUUUUAAGCUUUGAUAUUGAAUGUGCCGGAAGACCUGGUGUCUUCCCUGAAGCCGAAAAAGAUCCAGUUAUUCAGAUUGCCAAUGUUGUUCAAGCAAAUGGUGAUGCCAAACCGUUUAUCAGAAAUGUAUUUACCGUUAAUACAUGUGCUUCAAUUGUUGGAUCACACGUGUUGGAACAUAAAACUGAACAGCAAAUGUUACAAAAAUGGAGGGAAUUCGUGGUGAAAUGUGAUCCCGAUGUGAUCAUUGGAUACAACACCUGUAACUUUGAUUUGCCAUAUUUGAUUGAUAGAGCAAAGGCUCUAAAAUUAGACCACUUCCCAUAUUUUGGGAGAUUGAAGCUCAGCAAGCAAAAAGUCAAAGAUGCGAUGUUCAAUUCUAAAGCUUUUGGUAGUAGAGAAUCUAAGGAAAUUAAUAUCGAGGGGAGAAUUCAAAUUGAUUUGUUUCAGUUUAUUCAAAGAGAAUUCAAGUUAAGAUCUUACUCUCUUAAUUCGGUGUCGGCCCAUUUCUUGAACGAACAAAAAGAAGAUGUGCACCACUCGAUCAUCACUGAUUUGCAAAAUGGUGAUAGCGAAACCAGAAGAAGACUCGCAGUCUAUUGUUUGAAAGAUGCGUACUUGCCACUACGAUUAUUAGAAAAGUUAAUGUGUUUAAUUAACUAUACCGAAAUGGCGAGAGUCACUGGUGUUCCAUUUGGUUAUUUGUUGACCAGAGGUCAACAAAUCAAGGUUAUCUCUCAAUUAUUUAGAAAAUGUCUUGAACAUGAUUUGGUGAUUCCGAAUCUUCCAAGACAAGGCGGAAGUGAUGAGCAGUAUGAAGGUGCCACCGUCAUUGAGCCAAUCAGAGGGUAUUACAGUGUUCCUAUCGCCACUUUAGAUUUCGCUUCUUUGUAUCCAUCUAUCAUGAUGGCUCAUAAUCUCUGCUACAGUACUUUGUUGACUAAAAAGGCGGUGGAAGACUUCAAGUUGGUAAAAGAUGUCGAUUAUGAAGAGUCUCCUACUGGUGAUUUAUUUGUUAAGUCGAACAAGAGAAAGGGGAUAUUGCCAACUAUUUUGCAGGAAUUGUUAGGAGCAAGAAAACAAGCGAAAAAAGAUAUGAAGAAUGAACCUGAUCCAUUUAAGAAAAGUGUUCUUAAUGGUAGACAAUUAGCAUUAAAAAUUUCCGCCAACUCGGUCUACGGUUUUACUGGGGCAACUAUUGGUAAAUUACCAUGUUUACAAGUUUCAUCGUCGGUCACUGCAUACGGUAGAGAAAUGAUUCAGAAGACCAAAGAAAAGGUUAUGGAAACAUAUAAUAUCAAGAAUGGAUUCAAGUAUGACUCGGUGGUUGUGUAUGGUGAUACCGAUUCUGUUAUGGUCAAGUUUGGAUAUGAGGAUUUGGAGACUUGUAUGAAGAUGGGAGAGGAGGCCGCGGAUUUAGUUUCUGAGAUUUUUCCUAACCCUGUGAAAUUGGAAUUCGAAAAAGUUUAUUACCCAUACUUAUUGAUUAACAAGAAGAGAUACGCAGGUUUGUAUUGGACUAAUACCAAAAAGUUUGAUAAGAUGGAUACUAAGGGUUUGGAGACGGUGAGAAGAGACAAUUGUAAAUUCGCAUCGAAUGUCAUUGCCAAAGUGUUGGAUUUGGCUUUGAUUGAUCGUGAUGUUGAAGCUGCUGAAAAUUUUGUUAAGAAGAUGAUUAGUGAUUUAUUAAAUAAUAAGGUCGACAUUAGCGAGUUGAUUAUCACUAAACAAUUAGCAGCAGAAUACAGUGCAAAACAAGCCCAUGCAGAAUUGGCUAAGAGAAUGUAUGAAAGAGAUGCUGGAUCUGCUCCAAAUAUCGGGGAUAGAGUCCCAUUUGUUAUUGUCAAGAAAGGUGAUAAGGUUCCUGCUUAUAUGAAGGCUGAGGAUCCAUUGUACGUGGUCAGAAAUGGUCUUUCAAUCGAUUCAAACUAUUACUUGACCAAUCAGCUUUCCAAGCCAUUGAUCAGAAUCUUUGAACCGAUGAUUGGUGAAGCCAAGGCUAAUAGUUUGCUUACUGGGGCCCAUACCAGAAAAGUCACGGUUGCCAGGAGCACUGCCAACAAAGGUGGUUUAAUGAGGUUUGCUAAAGCAGUGAACACUUGCAAAGUUUGCAAGUCUCCAAUUAAGGGAGAAGGGGUGUUGUGUAACAAUUGUAUAGAUAAGGCAGAUGAAAUAUAUGCCGAACAGUUGGCAGAACAAGAUGCGCUACAACAGAAAUUUGCUAGACUAUGGACUCAAUGUCAAAGAUGUCAAGGUUCCUUGACCCAAGAAGUUAUAUGUUCCAAUAAGGAUUGUUCGAUCUUUUAUAUGCGAGAAAAGUGUGCUAUGGAUGCUGAAAAUCUUGCAAACGAAUUGGCAAAAUGGUGA